This is a messenger RNA of Pistacia vera, 2583 nucleotides long. RefSeq names its product G-type lectin S-receptor-like serine/threonine-protein kinase SD1-13. Gene Ontology annotation, molecular function: ATP binding; protein serine/threonine kinase activity. Gene Ontology annotation, biological process: recognition of pollen; protein phosphorylation. Lineage: Eukaryota; Viridiplantae; Streptophyta; Magnoliopsida; Sapindales; Anacardiaceae. The record is from RefSeq and is a predicted model, not a curated record.
AUGCAUUUGAUCUCAUUGGAGCAGUCUUUAUUGCCCAUUUUCUUCCUUGCUUUACUAUCUCUCUCAAUCUUCUUGAAAUCAUCUACUGCAGGUGAUACCAUAACUACAAGCCGACCUGUGAAACACCCUGAGACUAUCGUUUCUGCUGGUGGAAUAUUUGAACUUGGAUUCUUCUCUCCGAAAAACAAUUCCAAUUACCACUUAGGAAUAUGGUAUAAAGAAGUUUCUCCCCGUAGGGUUGUAUGGGUUGCAAAUAGAGACUACGCAAUGUUAAACUCUUCUAGCCUGAGCAUCAUCUCUGAUGGAAACAUUGUGAUUUUGGAUGGCAGAUUGUCUUACAGUGUGACAAACAUUUCAGGUGGCAAUAAUGAUUCCACUGCAAGGCUAUUGGAUACGGGGAAUCUUAUACUGGGAGGCAACAACUUGGAGGUACUUUGGCAAAGUUUUGACAAUCCAACUGACACUCUUUUACCAGGAAUGAAGCUUGGACAUGAUCCAGCGAGUAAAAAAACGUGGUCCUUAUUAUCUUGGCGAGGUGUACACGAUCCUGCUCCCGGUGAUUUCCGUCUGGAACUGAAUGCCGGGCAAUUGAUUAUCAAGCAAGAUUCUAAGAUAUACUGGGAGGGUAGUAGACAGCAUUUUAGCUUACAGAAUGUCUCACUACGUCGUGAGUGGCCGGAGUAUGCAGUUUUCAGUGAAAUCAACACUUCUACAAUUUCCCAUAUAUUGUUAGACGAAUCAGGGCAGCUUAAACUGCAGUCAUGGACACCAGAAGCUCAACGAUGGUUUUCUGAUUAUUCUUCCAAGUGUGGUUAUGAUGGUGGAUGUGGAGCUUUUAGUAUCUGCAAUGAAAGUGCCGAUAUACCAUGUCGCUGUUUGCGAGGUUUCGAAUCUGAACAAGGUUCUUGGACGCAGGAAUCUAUGGAAGGGAUGCUGGCCACUGAAGGCUGCAAGAGAAAAACUAAAUUGCAGUGCAGGGACAAUAGUCUUUCAGAGAAGGAUGGCUUUAUAAAUAUCUCUAACGUUGAGUUUCCUAGUAAUGCAAAGACUUUAGAUUUUCGGAGUGCCGAGGAGUGUAAAUCAGCCAGCUUGGGCAAUUGUUCUUGGAAUGCCUACGCUUUUGAUGAACGUGGGUGCUUGGUGUGGGAUGAUUUCUUUGAUCUGACGAAACUUUUAGAUGGUAAUAGUAAUAGAAGAACUUUUUAUAUCAAACUUGCUGCUUCUGAGUUGAUUGCCAAGGACAAAAACUCGAGCAAUGGAAGUUCAGGGCCGACGAUGAAUAAGGAAACAAAGAGGCAAUUAUGGAUAACUGUUGCAUUGAUCAUACCUCUGAUAAUGGUCACUUUGCUGGUUAUUCUUUAUUUGAGGUGUAAGUUCAAAAAGAAAGGGGAGGAUCUGAUGCUUUUUGAUUCGAGUGCGGGCCUAAAAGCUGAUAAUUUGGAGCUUACAGAAGCAAAUAAGCUUGGAAAAAGUAGUAAAAAGGCAGUUCAAUUGCCAUUAUUUAGUUUUGCGAGUGUUUCUGCAGCAACAGAGAAUUUCUCUGCCAGAAAUAAGCUUGGGGAGGGUGGUUUUGGACCUGUUUACAAGGGGAAAUUAUUGAAAGGAGAUGAAAUAGCUGUGAAAAGGCUUUCAAGAAGUUCUGGACAAGGAUGGGAAGAGUUAAAAAAUGAAGCACAACUUAUAGCCAAGCUCCAACACAACAAUCUUGUUAGACUCUUGGGCUGCUGCAUUGAGCAAGAUGAGAAGAUACUAGUCUAUGAGUACAUGCCUAAUAAAAGCUUGGACUUCUUCCUCUUUGAUCCACCAAAAAGCAAGUUAUUAGAUUGGGAGACACAUGUUUAUAUCAUCGAAGGGAUAGCUCAAGGACUUCUUUAUCUUCAUCAAUAUUCCAGAUUGAGAAUUAUCCACAGAGAUUUGAAGGCUAGUAAUAUUUUGUUGGACAUAGAUAUGAAUCCUAAAAUAUCAGAUUUUGGGAUGGCAAGAAUUUUUGGAGGGAACAUGCUACAAGCAAACACUAAUCGGAUAGUUGGGACUUAUGGAUACAUGUCCCCAGAAUAUGCGCUGGAAGGCUUAUUCUCGAUAAAAUCUGAUGUCUUCAGCUUUGGAGUAUUGUUGCUUGAGAUUGUGAGUGGCAAGAAGAACACUGGUUUUUAUCAGACUGACUCACUCAAUCUACUGGGUUAUGCAUGGGAUAUGUGGACAAGUGACAGGGGAUUGGACUUAAUGGAUCCAGUAUUAGAGGAUGCUGCCUCCAAGCAUAUUCUGCUAAGAUAUGUUAACAUUGGGCUGCUUUGUGUUCAAGAAAGUGCAGAAGAUAGACCCUCCACUGAUGUUGUCUCAAUGCUUAUUAACGAAAAUACAGUGCUACCUUUUCCAAAACAACCUGCUUUUUCACAUAUAAGAAGCGGGGCAAAUUUAAAGCCAGUUUUCGGCAAAAGAGAAAAAUGUUCAGUCAAUGAUGUAACUGUUUCGAUUUUGGAAGCCCGUUAACGUCUGAGGACUUCUCAAGGGCGUUGAAUCGUCUGCAGUUCCUGCACCCCAGAAACCUGUUAGGAGUAAUAUGUACAUUACUUUUAUAACUUA